AUGGUCCUCAUCUCUGCUGUUGCCGCAGCCUCACUGCUUUCUGGCUCUGCCGUGGCCAGCCAGCAGUUCCUUGCGCCUCUGCGAGACAUCGUCAGUUGGCCAGGCGCGAAUUCCAAGGCGCCUCUGGAAUGGCUCGGUGCCAAUAGCCCUUGGUUCCCUGGUCCCAACGUCAACAAGAUCUCGUCGGAUGUCCCCGCCGAGUGCACGAUUGACCAGGCAGCAUACGUUUCCAGACAUGGCUCGCGAUACCCCGACUCUGGAGCCUAUGCCGAGUGGAAGGAAAUGGAGUCACGAUUUGCGGUCAACAAGUACACGGCUCGUGGCGCGUUGUCUUUCUUGCCAAACUGGCACACGGUCUUGACCAGGCCCGAUAUCCAAAUCGCUCAGCAGAGCCCUACGGGAUACAAAGAAGCCAUGGACAUGGGUUACCAGCUGCGAACUAGGUACCCUCAGUUGUAUCAGGAAGGUGAGGAGUUUUACGUGUGGGCAAACAACUACACCCGCGUGCUGCAGACGGCUGAGAACUUCGUCCGUGGCUUCGUUGGUACCAACUCAACCCUCCUCGGCAAAGUUGUUUCCAUCACAUCCAAAGGAUUGACCUCGGCGAUUGGCAACUCCCUCGCUCCCUCGGACAUGUGCCCGCUCUUCUCCGACGACAGCGGCAGCGACCAAACCGCCGUCUGGAACGCCAUCUGGCAGCCCAAGGUCCAGAAGCGACUCCAGGCUCUGAUCAAGGGCAACUUGACCCUGACGCUGAGCGACGUCAACUUGUUCCCCUACCUUUGCGGAUUCGAGAGCCAAAUCACUGGCCGCCUCUCGCCUUUCUGCGACGUCUUCACCGACGAGGAGCUCAAGAUGUACGAGUACUCCAACGACCUGCGCUACUACUACGGUGUUGGACCCGGCACCGACCUGCCCAAGAAGAUGAUGAUGCCAUUCCUGCAAGCUUUGGUCAAGCUCUUGGCCAACGGACCUGGAGUUGAGGGCACCGCUGCCGACGGUGUCUCAACCUUUGAUGUUCCCGGUCUGCUCGUCUCAUUCCUCAACGACGGCCAGCUCACCGAGCUUGUCACCGCCAGCGGCGUCUUCGACAAUCAAAAGGAUCUUUCGCCCAAGAAGAAGGACGACAACAGACUGUGGAUCGGCUCCCGCUACGUGACGAUGCGCGGGACCAUUGCCUUCGAGCGACUGAACUGCGCCACCAGCCACUCCAAGAACUCGACCUACGUGAGAAUCCGCCUCAACGACCAGGUGUACCCCGUCCCGUCUUGCAAGGACGGACCUGGCAAGUCUUGCUUGUUGAGCAAGUAUGUCAAGUACGUCAGCGACAAGUACGCCAAGCAGGGAGACUGGAUUGACAACUGCAAUGUGACUCUGGCUGGAGCGCCUACCAAGAUCCAGGGUGCAACCUUCUUUACGAAUCUUGCGCAGCCUCACGUUAAUGUUAUGUCGCUAUAG
Messenger RNA from Ilyonectria robusta, 1458 nucleotides. Its product is annotated as histidine acid phosphatase. Gene Ontology annotation, cellular component: fungal-type cell wall. Gene Ontology annotation, molecular function: acid phosphatase activity. Lineage: Eukaryota; Fungi; Ascomycota; Sordariomycetes; Hypocreales; Nectriaceae. The record is from RefSeq and is a predicted model, not a curated record. Bases 1 to 1458 code for a protein of 485 amino acids. The transcript has 3 exons.